AUGUUGGAAAUUUUGUUAUGUCGUAAGAGACGUGAAACUGAACCAAUCUCAAUUGUGAUAUGUAAAAGGUUUACUGUUAUAUUAUUCGUAUUAAUCACAUCAGUUGUUCUUAUCAUAUUAUCAAUUGGAGUACAUAAUGAUCUACCAACUAUCAAAAGAGUGUAUUCUUCAGCGAGUCGGAUUCCUGCACCAGUUAUUUACAUGCAGUCUGGAUGGCAAUUUGAAAUAGGAUGUUCCAUCUUCUUCACCAAAAUUGUCAAUGAAAAAGGUACUAAUGACGAUAAAUAUAUAAUACAACCUACUAAACCUACUAUACCUGAUGAGAAUAAUAGCACUUAUUGGAGAGGAAGUAUUUCUCCGACUAAUUUAUCAUUUAUCAAUGAUAUUAACAAGGCUGAAAAUCAAGCGGCAAUAACUGAAUUAAAUUUGAUGUUCGCAAUUACUGAUCCAAAUUAUAACGAGGCUAAUAAUGGCUCUGUCCGUUUUAGUAUUUAUAUUCAUGAUCAAGAAUAUGAUCCAUUAAAUGAUACAUUUGUUAAUGAAUCUGACAAUUAUUCAAAUUUUGUCAAAUCACUUCGACGAAAAAGUUUCUAUAGCACAGGAAAUGCUCUGACUGUUAUUUCAAACGUGCUUGCCGUAUGGGGAGGAUUGUCGGCAUUUUAUAUAUUUUUAUUUGGCGCUAAUUCAAUUAAACCGUGGGGAUUUAUACAAGAAAAUAUUUUCAAAAGCGAAAUACGUUAUAAAUUGGGAUUAGCACCAUUUUCUAAAAAUGAGGGAAAUCCUGAGGAAAGGAUUGAUGCAUUAGAAACAUUCCUUAAGAAUCAUGUUGUCGAUGUCAAUGUUAAUUUGAUAGGUCAAUCAAAUAAAUCAUCAGAUAAAUCACCACUUAUCACAACUGCCCGAACUCUUUGUAGUCAAUGGCGAAUUGAUCUUUACAAAGACACUUACUACCAAAUUGAAGCACAACAACAAUCACAACCUUUUGUUUUUAUUAAUGGCAAUGAUGAAAAUAGUGAUGAUGUAUUGUAUUCAGAAAAAUAUAAUUUAUCUUUAGAAGUCAUAUCAAUAAAUUCAACAUUAACAUGUAGUUAUUUUAAAAGAUCAUUUCAAAAUCACUAUAAUCAAUCAACUUCAAACAAUGAAUUUAUCAAAAGAUAUUUAGAAAUGCCAGAAGAAGUAAAAUUGCUUGGAUUGGUAUUCUACAAGAUUUAA
Molecule: messenger RNA, 1212 nt
Organism: Entrophospora candida
Lineage: Eukaryota; Fungi; Glomeromycota; Glomeromycetes; Entrophosporales; Entrophosporaceae
Source: the annotation of a GenBank genome assembly